AUGGACGACAAAGCGGUGAUAUCUGGUGGCAGUGCAAACGACCUGGAGCUGGACGACCUUGAAACCAACAAUAAUUCCCACGAAGCCACCGCAGAUGUCAUGUUAAAUCAGGAGGCAUCCCCCAUAGGCAGGCCUCAGCCCCCACAGACACCACAGCAAGGCGACUUGAGCCUCGUGGUCCAGUCCAUCAGGGAAGUCGUCUCCUGCUGUGCGUGCUUCAAUUCGGACUUUGGGAUGAAGGAGUGUGCCAACGGCCACCUCCUCUGUCCCAUCUGCUUUCUCACCUUGCGACAAGAUGACCACCCCCAGUGCCCCACGUGUCGCGCCGUCCUCUACCCCGACACCAAACGAGCCCUGAUAGCGCAGAAAGUCCUCUCUGAACUGCCCGACCCGUGUCCAGCUUGCGGCCAGGUAAUGCUGCACAAGGAUCUCGUGGGGCACAAGCUCAACGACUGUCCGAAACGCCGCGUCUCCUGCGGUCUGGCGCCCCUUGGCUGCGCGUGGUGCGGCUGCGCCGAGGACUACCGCAGUCACUACGCCGAAUGCAAUGUCAGACAAGGCUUAAGGGAGAACUCGCUGGAAGAGAGCUUGGACAAUGUGUUGUCACGAUUUCGACGCAGAGAGCAGAUGCUCAGAGAGACGUUUACCUGCUUCUCAGCCAUCUUUCGACACCUCGAGGGCUACGAAUUGCAGUCAGUGUGCGUGGUUCUCUCGGUAUCACGAGUUACACAGGGGAGGUUGGUGUUUAAGAGCGACCAGUUCCACAGUAGUCAGUCGCGGUGGACUGUUAAGUUGGCAGUUCGGUUUGAAGACGAUCUGGUCGAAGACUUGACUGCCGGGGAGGUCGGGAUUCCGGAAGACACGGACGAUCGACAGACAGCUGGCGCCGGCGCAGACAACAACGAACAGAUGAACAGCUCACACACUCCGAGCGACGAGAGCACACAACUGGGCAAUGAGAGUCCCAACUCGACCCUCCGUCCAAGGAGGAUAUUUCGAUUCGCGGGGGCACAUCGCACCCGGCCCUACCCUGAUUGGCGCCACACACGCAACGGCAAUAGCAACACCAAUAAUAUUGCCGUCUCCACCACCACUACCACUACCGUGACUAAUACCACUUCCACGACGACCAACGCGAGCGACUUAAAGUGCAGCCAGCCACCGUUCGGCACGAUGACAAUCACCGUUACGAAGGAGAACAGUCCGGGAAUUGGGCGGAAGAGCUUCGCUUUCAUCCCGCUGCAAAUUGAAGUGCCCGACACGGGCGCGCAGCUGAGCAUUCGCCCCAUGAUGUCCACGUACAGGUUCGUGUCGCGCGGGGAACGCACAGGCGCCUUCACCCUCUACCCCAUGCGCUGGAGGUACUUGACGAACCUCAGCGAGCUCAAGACCUGCCGCCUCUUGAACAUGGAGAUGGUGGUGGCGCGGCGACUCAUUGACGAGCAGGCAGAGCAGGCUUAG
Molecule: messenger RNA, 1461 nt
Organism: Mesocestoides corti
Lineage: Eukaryota; Metazoa; Platyhelminthes; Cestoda; Cyclophyllidea; Mesocestoididae
Source: the annotation of a GenBank genome assembly